UUUGUUACUCAGUUUUAAUGCAAUGUAUUGUCGGUUUGUGGAAAAUACCAAAUUGCGGAUGGUUGAAAAUGAGCAUUAGGAUGCUUAUUUGUUGCCACUGUUAAGUUUCUCAAAAAAGGAUACAGAUGUGCAAUGCCACUUGUCUUCUUCAUCUUUAAAGAAAGUCCACGAUGAUGGGAGAAACUGUAAAAAACUUUGUUAAACCAAGUGCAAAUAGUUCUCUUUUCUAGUCCAACAUUUUAGCAGAUAUACAAUAGGGAAGAGAAGGAUGUCUGUUCAUUUAUAACUCUGAAUUCGUGUAUCAAAGGACUGUGUGUUUGAGCCUUACAAUGUUGAAACUGUUCAGAUACCGGCGAAAUGGAAUACUAACAAUGCUUAAGAGAAACGUAGCAGUAAAACUCGCUCCUCAGCGUUGGCAAGAGAACGCAGCUGAUGGUACCUUUGACGUGGUACUUACAUUUGAAGAAAAAGUUUUUGAUAUGGUUGUUGAAGAUCUCCACAAUCGGAAUCACGUGCUUUUUAAACCCGUCCUAGUGAUCAACUUGGAAGUAAAAGAUAACCACGAGGAAGCAGCUAUAGGGGGUCGGCUUGCUUUACAAUUGUGCCAGGAGCUCGAA
Molecule: messenger RNA, 617 nt
Organism: Olea europaea var. sylvestris
Lineage: Eukaryota; Viridiplantae; Streptophyta; Magnoliopsida; Lamiales; Oleaceae
Product: RNA polymerase II subunit A C-terminal domain phosphatase ssu72
Exons: 3
Biological process (GO): termination of RNA polymerase II transcription
Cellular component (GO): nucleus; mRNA cleavage and polyadenylation specificity factor complex
Molecular function (GO): RNA polymerase II CTD heptapeptide repeat phosphatase activity
Source: RefSeq, a predicted model, not a curated record